AGCUGUCUCGGGAAGGAGUUUGCUGACACUGGUUUGAGAGCUGUCGACUCGUACGUGCUGCCGCGACUAAUUUCGGCCUUGAUUCAACCUGACUGUUGCGUCCACUACCGCAAUGGCUGCACAAGUGGGAGGACUCCGAAUUGGCGCCAGCCUUGACAUUCUGCGAAGCGACGGGCGCAUUCACUCAGCCACGGUUGUCAGCAUUGACAAGGACAAGCAGGUCACGAUGGCUGAGUGGUACGAGGACGGGGAAAAAAAGGGCAAGGAGAUUGAGUUCAGCAAAGUUUUUGAGCUGAACCCGGGACUACAGAACGUGAACCGGAGCUUUGGUAAAAAGCUCCCAAGGUAUACGCAAGUGUCAGUGCCGUCGGCCAGUUCCGCCGCAAUGCAAGACCGGCAUAGCCUGGCUGCACCAACACUGCACUAUCAGGGCGUUCACGACCGCGCCCUGCGGCCACCACCCGUGCCAGUUUCCACGGCGAAGCCCAGAAACUCAUACUCCUCCAUGGCCAAGGACCGGCCAAUGAACUCAGCUGCAACGCCGCGGCAGUCUCAAGAGCAGCUCCCUCCGAGGGCGCUGGUUGCCCCUAGAGCUAGCAUGCCCUGCCUGAGCGCAGUCAACCAUCGGAACACCAACGUGGCCACAAAGGUGGUCAGUGCCAAGAUGCAGCGAGAGGAGCAGAGAGCACGGCAGCUCAGUCCCGUCGAGGAGCAGCGGGAGCGAAGGGACGUUGACCCGGGAAAUCCCAACUGGGAGUUCCUUUCCAUGAUCCGAGAGUACAGGUCUACACUACACAUCAAGCCUCUCUCCAUGAGUGACCAAGCAGAAGUGCAUCAAAUUUGUGUGGCGGUUCGCAAGAGGCCACUAAAUAAAAAAGAACUAAAUCGCAAGGAAGUGGACGUUAUCACUGUACCCAACGGAGAUCGCGUCGUUGUGCACGAGCCAAAGCUAAAGGUGGACCUCACAAAGUUCCUCGAAAACUCAACCUUUCGUUUUGACUAUGCCUUCGAUGAGACAGCCAGCAAUGAGCUUGUAUACAAGUACACCGCACGGCCACUAGUACAGACCAUAUUCAAGGGCGGGAUGGCGACGUGCUUCGCCUAUGGGCAGACUGGCAGUGGCAAAACACAUACCAUGGGUGGAGAUUUCUCCGGGAAGGUGCAAGAUUGUUCGAAAGGCAUCUAUGCGCUCGCAACAAAAGAUGUGUUUAAGCUGUUGAAGUCUCCUCAAUAUAGGAAUGAAGGUCUAGUGGUCUCUGCAAGCUUCUUCGAAAUCUACAGCGGGAAAGUAUUUGACCUGCUCAACGCGAAGGCAAAGCUCCGAGUGCUGGAAGAUGGCAGACAGCAGGUGCAGGUUGUGGGACUCGUUGAGAGGGAAGUCGACUCCGUUGAUGAGGUCCUCGAGCUUAUUCAACAGGGCAGCAGUGUCAGAACAUCUGGGCAAACAUCAGCCAACCAGAACUCCUCUCGCUCCCACGCAGUGUUUCAAAUAAAUGUCAGGCGAAGGAAUUCCGGUCGUCUCCACGGGAAGUUUUCGCUCAUUGACCUGGCAGGUAACGAGCGGGGUGCAGACACUUCUAGUGCCAACCGGCAGACAAGGACAGAAACUGCCGAGAUCAACAAGAGCCUGCUAGCCCUCAAGGAAUGCAUCCGCGCUUUGGGUCGUCGUGGUGCCCACCUUCCGUUUCGGGCCAGCAAGCUUACACAGGUCCUCAGAGAUUCGUUCAUCGGCGAGAACUCUCGCACCUGCAUGAUUGCUAUGAUCUCUCCAAGCCUGAGUUCUUGUGAGCACUCCCUCAACACGCUGCGUUAUGCAGACAGAGUGAAGGAGCUUGGUGUCGUGGACCGACCAGAGCUUGAGCCUGCCUCAAACGAGGACGCAGAGAUGGCUCCAGAAAGUGAAGAGGAAGACACCCUGGUUCUAAGGAGAGCCUGUGAUGACGUGGAGAUGUCUGAAAACAUGCACAGAUUCCACGAAGCCCACUCCCACCUACAAGAGAUGGAGGAAGAAAUCCUGGAUCUGCACAAAACUAUUGUUCAGGCGAGCGAAGCGUGGAUACAACAGGACAUGGAUCUUCUCACCAUGACAAGUGAAGUUGACUAUGACCUUGACCUGUACGCGCAAAAGCUCAAGGAUCUACUAACUGAGAAGAUGGAGGUCUUCUCCAAGUUCAAUGGGAAAGUGACUGCAUUCCAGCAAUACCUGACCGAGGAAGAAACAAUUAGCAAGAACAUCAAGCGGCGUCUGAAGUGAUUUACACGUGCACAGCGGUCGACCAACGUGACUCGUCUUGCCACCUCCUCUCGCAACUGCCAACGGCUCUGUGUUUAGGCCAUUUCACCAUUUCUAAAGACCAGUGUCGCCCUCUAACCUGUAAACUUUCAUUGAGAGGGCAGGCAUGGGUUGGUGUACAUUUUUCUUUUUUCUGACCUCGUGAUAGGCCAUCACUGCAUUCUGUAAUAUAUUUGUACAGAUGGUUUUAACUAUUGACUGCGUAUUUUUAUGUGCAAUACCCGGUACGUAAAAUUUGACAAUUAAAAAUAACUAAGUGCAUGUGGGUGGUGGUGGAGGUGGUUGGUGGAACAUGCUGAUUUUUAUUUUUAUUCAGUUAUAAACUUCCAGCACCCCUUGUGCACAUCAUUGCAUGUGUUUUUCUGCCAAAUUUUCCUUAAAUAUAAACUUCGCAUGCAAUGCAUAUGUG
Dermacentor silvarum is the source of this 2702-nucleotide messenger RNA. Its product is annotated as kinesin-like protein KIF2A. The coding region runs from base 113 to 2254 and encodes 713 amino acids. Gene Ontology annotation, biological process: microtubule-based movement. Gene Ontology annotation, molecular function: microtubule motor activity; ATP binding; microtubule binding. The transcript is spliced from 20 exons. The record is from RefSeq and is a predicted model, not a curated record. NCBI's taxonomy places the organism in Eukaryota, Metazoa, Arthropoda, Arachnida, Ixodida, Ixodidae.